GACAACUUCCGGUGUAUAGCAGAUCUGUUGCUAGCGUUAGCUCAGUGGAAGCUUGCGCGUGCAGUUUUCUAGUUUUUAAAGUAAAAUGGCUUCCAUCCAAAACUAUAGGGAGUUUAUCAGGCGGCGGCUGGCCGCAGCCGGGCAGGACAUCUCGGCUGAGUGUGAAAACAGGAUCGUCCAGUGUGAAGAGCAGAUCCGUCUGCAGAACAAAAUGAUGGACGUCGUCAUGGAGCGCGAGAAGAAGCUGCGCCAAGUCGAACGAAACAUUAAAGAGGAGGACGAGGAAGAAGAUGAGCACCUUUCUGACCAGGAGAGGAAGUCCAGUGUGGAUGAGCAUAACCCACAGCUGUCAAAGGUUAAGGAGGAGGUGGAGGAGGAGCUCUGCACCCUUCAGGGUGGAGAGCAGCUUAAGGAGGAGGACACCUGGACAGAGACACUGGUUUCCAACAAUAGUGACACAGGUGGACCAUCUGUAGAUCCUGAUACCAAAGCCUCCAAAAAGAAAACCCAGAAGAAGAACCACAGUGAGCAGAGCUCUUGUAAAAUUUGUGGCAAAUGUCUCUGUAAGUCGGCCUUAUUGAAGCACAUGAGAACCCACACCACCGUGAAACCGUUCACCUGCAAGACGUGCGGGAAAACGUUUGGACAGAGCGAUAAGCUUCUGCUCCACAAGAGGACGCACACCGGGGAGAAACCGUAUCUCUGUAACAUCUGCGGGAAAGCCGUUUCCGACCCGUCGAGCUUUAGGAGACAUCUGUUGAGCCACUCAGACGAGAAACGUCUUUCUUGUAAAAUAUGCGGUCAGCGUUACAAAUGCAGAGACACGCUGCAGCGCCACAUCAAAGCCCACACCGGUGUGCGACCGCACACCUGUAACCUGUGUGGGAACAAGUUUUUUAGCCCGUCGCAUUUCAAACGGCAUAUGAGAACGCACACCAACGAGAAGCCUCACACCUGCGACACGUGCGGGAAAAGCUACAUCCGCCUCUACAGUCUGAAGAGCCACCUGAGGGUACACACAGGUGAGCGGCCGUACACCUGCGCAACAUGUGACAAAAAGUACAGGUGCAGCGAGUCCUUGAGGUGUCACAUGAAGAGCCACACGGGCGAGACGUCGAAGGCCUGAAACAUCCGGCCGAAAAGACACGAAACACUUUUACUCUGCAGGAAGAAUUGUUUUAGCUGGAAUUAAUUCUGGUUUGUAUCUGCAACGUCAUUCGCAUCACGUGUGGUACACGAGGU
This is a messenger RNA of Nematolebias whitei (Rio pearlfish), 1242 nucleotides long. RefSeq names its product zinc finger protein 709. The transcript is spliced from 2 exons. Bases 86 to 1126 code for a protein of 346 amino acids. Gene Ontology annotation, molecular function: RNA polymerase II cis-regulatory region sequence-specific DNA binding; DNA-binding transcription factor activity. Gene Ontology annotation, biological process: regulation of transcription by RNA polymerase II. The record is from RefSeq and is a predicted model, not a curated record. Lineage: Eukaryota; Metazoa; Chordata; Actinopteri; Cyprinodontiformes; Rivulidae.